Messenger RNA from Phaethon lepturus (White-tailed tropicbird), 612 nucleotides. Its product is annotated as lipoma HMGIC fusion partner-like 4 protein. Gene Ontology annotation, molecular function: GABA receptor binding. The record is from RefSeq and is a predicted model, not a curated record. Gene Ontology annotation, biological process: gamma-aminobutyric acid receptor clustering; sensory perception of sound. Gene Ontology annotation, cellular component: plasma membrane; inhibitory synapse; postsynaptic membrane. Lineage: Eukaryota; Metazoa; Chordata; Aves; Phaethontiformes; Phaethontidae.
AUGCUGCCCUCGCAGGAAGCCUCCAAGCUCUACCAUGACAACUACGUGCGGAACUCGCGCGCCAUCGGCGUGCUCUGGGCCAUUUUCACCAUCUGCUUCGCCAUCAUCAACGUGGUGGUCUUCAUCCAGCCCUACUGGGUGGGCGACAGCGUCAAUACGCCCAAACCCGGUUACUUUGGGCUGUUCCACUACUGCGUGGACUUCAGCACCAUCCCCUCGGGCGCCUUCCAGGCGGCGGCCUUCUUCGUGCUGCUGUCCAUGGUGCUGACGCUGGGCUGCAUCACCUGCUUCGCCCUCUUCUUCUUCUGCAACACCGCCACCGUCUACAAGAUCUGCGCCUGGAUGCAGCUGCUGGCAGCGCUCUGCCUGGUGCUGGGCUGCAUGAUCUUUCCCGAUGGCUGGGAUGCAGAGACCAUACGGGACAUGUGCGGGGAGAAGACAGGGAAAUACUCCUUGGGCGACUGCUCCGUGCGCUGGGCUUACAUCCUGGCCAUCAUCGGCAUCCUCAACGCCCUCAUCCUUUCCUUCCUGGCCUUCGUCCUCGGCAACCGGCAGAAUGACCUGCUGCACGAGGAGCUCAAGACAGAGAGCAAAGAUUUUGUCGGCACUGCG